Messenger RNA from Echinops telfairi (small Madagascar hedgehog), 2693 nucleotides. It is a transcript of the gene ARHGAP25, whose product is annotated as Rho GTPase activating protein 25. Gene Ontology annotation, biological process: actin filament organization; negative regulation of small GTPase mediated signal transduction; activation of GTPase activity. Gene Ontology annotation, molecular function: GTPase activator activity. Bases 213 to 2069 code for a protein of 618 amino acids. Gene Ontology annotation, cellular component: phagocytic cup. The transcript is spliced from 11 exons. NCBI's taxonomy places the organism in Eukaryota, Metazoa, Chordata, Mammalia, Afrosoricida, Tenrecidae. The record is from RefSeq and is a predicted model, not a curated record.
GCCCCUCUUGUCAGAUACCGACUCCCACGCAGGAAAAAGGAAGGCCCUUUCUGUCGGAUGCUGCGGCCACUUCCUCUUGAGCUGACUCCAGCCACUCUUUCACUUUGCAGAAUGAGGGGGCCGCCCGCCAUCAGCGGCCCGACUGCCUGUGCGCCAGGCCGCCGGCUCCCACCUCCCAGCCCUCCUCGGGAGCAGUGCGCUCCCAGAGUGUGAUGACUGGCGAGCAGAUGGCUGCCCUCCACCCCUCGUCGGCUCCCAACCCGCUGGAGAGGCCCAUCAAGAUGGGCUGGCUCAAGAAGCAGCGGUCCAUUGUGAAGAACUGGCAGCAGCGUUACUUCGUGCUCCGGGCGCAGCAGCUCUAUUACUACAAGGACGAAGAGGACACGAAGCCGCAGGGUUUCAUGUAUCUACCAGGAAGCACCAUCAAGGAAAUUGCCACAAACCCCGAGGAAGCUGGCAAGUUCGUCUUCGAAGUCAUUCCAGCAUCUUGGUACCAGAAUCGAGCGGGACAGGAUGCCUAUGUCCUCAUGGCCAGCUCCCAGGCAGAGAUGGAGGAGUGGGUCAAGUUCCUCAGGAGAGUGGCUGGCACUCCUUCUGGAGCGGUGUUUGGCCAGCGCUUGGAUGAAACUGUUGCCUAUGAACAGAAAUUUGGGCCCCACCUGGUGCCCAUCCUGGUGGAGAAGUGUGUGGAGUUCAUCUGGGAGCACGGCCUGAAUGAAGAGGGCAUCUUCCGCCUGCCCGGCCAGGACACCUUGGUGAAACAGCUGAGAGAUGCCUUCGAUGCUGGGGAGCGGCCCUCCUUUGCCAGGGACACAGAUGUACACACAGUGGCCUCACUGCUAAAGCUCUACCUCCGAGACCUCCCUGAGCCCGUGGUUCCCUGGAGCCAGUAUGAGGGCUUUCUGCUCUGUGGACAGCUCAUGAAUGCAGACGAGGCAAAGGCUCAGCAGGAGUUGGCGAAACAGCUCUCCAUCCUGCCCCGAGACAACUACAGCCUCCUCAGCUACAUCUGCAGGUUCCUCCAUGAAAUCCAGCUGAACUGUGCUGUCAACAAGAUGAGCGUGGACAACCUGGCCACUGUGAUCGGGGUGAAUCUCAUCAGGUCGAAGGUGGAAGACCCUGCUGUCAUCAUGCGAGGGACUCCUCAGAUCCAAAGGGUGAUGACGAUGAUGAUUAGAGACCACGAAGUCCUCUUCCCCAAGUCCAAGGAUGCACCCUUGUCUCCUCCUGCCCAGAAAAAUGACCCUAAGAAGGCACCCGUGGCCCGGAGCUCUGUGGGGUGGGAUGCCACUGAGGACCCCCCAAUUUCUCAGACAGACGGCUUCAGUAACAUGGCAAGUGACCCCGACCUAACACACCCCACGGGGCUCCAGCCCAGUGAUGGGCUUCUGGACGACUGCGGCAAACCCUCCCGGGAAAAGACCGGUGACUGGAAGCUGCAGUCUCGAAAAAGGACGCAGACACUCCCUAACCGGAAAUGUUUCUUGGCGUCGGCUCUGCACAGUGCCAACAGCGGCAAAGUGGAGAUCUUUAAAAAUGAGUUCUGGUCGCCCUCGGAGACCAAGGCCCGGGAAGGGCACCAGAGAACACAGUCUCAAGAUUGGCGCCACCUGCCUGACUUCCAGCGGACUUCUACCUACGACAACGUCCCUGCGCUCCCGGCAUCCCCUGAGGGCAAAGCGAGCGUGCCCUCUUCCCAAACCUGUGACUCCAAGACAGAUACUCAGACCAGCCCCGCCGCCGCCGGGCCAGGAGCCAAGGACUCUGCAGAAGACGACCCCGAGUCUUCCCAGAGAAUGGUCCAGGAGCUCCGGAAGGAAAUCGAGAGGCAGAAGCAGCUGUACGAAGAACAGAUUAAAAACCUGGAGAAGGAAAACUAUGAUGUCUGGGCGAAGGUGGUGAGGCUCAACGAAGAGCUGGAACAAGAGAAGAAGAAGUUUGCAGCCCUGGAAACCCGCUUCCGCAAUGUGGAGCGCUCCAGGGAGGACGUCGAGAAGAGGAACGAGGCCCUGGAAGAAGAAGUCAAGGUGUUGGUCAAAUCCACGAAGGAGCCCCCGGCUGAUGCCUGAGGUCCUGGGACUGCCCCACGGACAGCCUGGCCCUGGUGGGGCCAAUAUCACUGUCUGUCUCCGUGCUCCGAGUGAGGGCUUGGAGAACACAUCAGGAUGCCAAACAAUUCCAUGGGAUUUUGAGGAAGAGGAGGGUGAACAGGGACAUUGGUGGCCAUCCUGACUGUGUGGAAAGGUGGUGUUCUUCCCCUGUGGUCUUGGGCACAGUGAGACAGAACCUCCCACCACUGGACGCAUGUGUCCUUGGACACGUUUUGUGGGAAACCACAGCUGAGAACCCAGGAAACAAACAGUCUGGCUCCAAGGCAAACAACGGACUGGCUGGGCUGAGGCAACAGCUCCGUUCUGUUUUUUCUGGGCGGGACAACCCACUGUCAGGUGGCCUCAAGCCACCUCUGCGUCACAGAGACCAAAAAUGAUGCUCAACUUCCAAGGGCUCCCUCGUGGCAUUUUCUGUUUGGGGGGGACGGCACCUGCCAAAGCCAGAGUCCCAGUCUGCCAACCCUCCAUGACCCACACACUCCAGGGGGUGGAAACACAACAUUGUUAUUGGACUAAGGAAAAUCAAACAGGAUUGUAUUUAUAAAGACAAAAAUGAUAUCAAAUAAAGGAAGGAAAGUAGCA